Athalia rosae (coleseed sawfly) is the source of this 2005-nucleotide messenger RNA. RefSeq lists its product as uncharacterized. The record is from RefSeq and is a predicted model, not a curated record. NCBI's taxonomy places the organism in Eukaryota, Metazoa, Arthropoda, Insecta, Hymenoptera, Athaliidae. Bases 85 to 1317 code for a protein of 410 amino acids. Gene Ontology annotation, biological process: nuclear protein quality control by the ubiquitin-proteasome system; proteasome localization. Gene Ontology annotation, cellular component: nucleus. The transcript has 6 exons.
UUGAGGCUAGUCAAAUUCGGAAAUUGGAAUAGAAAAUCAUACUUUGUAGUCAAUUAUAAAAUAUCGCAUGGAUUCUAGGUGCAAAUGGUGUCAAGACUUUUCCUCCUGUCUAUCACAUUUGCUUGUCAAUUAAAUUUCGCCUUAUUGUUAGUGAAAUUUGUCACCUGUUAUUGUUCCGGUUCAAAGUAUUGCAGCGCGUUGAAUUUGACAACAUCAUGGAACAGUACCAUCAAAAUGAACACCCCAACCAGAGACUUUUUACGUCGGCCAGAUGGGGUGCGUAGACGAUCAGCUCGUCAAGCAUUAGCAGUAAUCCCUGAUAUGGCUGGGUUGACAGUGUCUCCGGGUGAAGUUAUUACCUUAGACGCAAAUGCUUUGGAUAAUAUUGCUAACAGCCGCCAUGGACUGGACUCUUGGAGUCCUGCUCCCAGUCCGGAUGAACUUGUCAUCCAAAAACGUGGACGACGUCGCAAAACCAUCGUAUGGUCACCAGAUGUUGAUGCACGCAAGCGAGAUAGUCUGUUCAGCUUGAGCUCAAGGGAUCGUACACCGGUAAAAAGUCCCACAAAGUCUAACAUCAUACUCAGGAGUACACCAAGAAAAAGAUUGAUGUUGGGAGGAGACAAUAAUGAACAACAUUUGAGUACUCCUGAAAAGCAGAUUAAAAUUCCUAUUGAUUCAUACAAAGUGGUACCGAUCAAAUUAGAAAGCGAGCCCAACCAUGUAAAGCAAUCUCCUACAACUGUCAAUGAAUUAUUAAAAGGGUUGAGUCAUGAACAAUUGGUCAAAAUGAUAAUGAAUCUUAUAUCAAUGCAAGAGGAUGGUAUGCUACCUUCUGACGAAACACUGCGAGAUGUUAUUUUCAAACAAAUUCCAAAAGCCGACAUAAAACCUUUAGAACAAAAAUUAAAUUACUUGAAGCAAAAUAUUUACACGAGUUUAUUCUCAUCCAACAUGGACCCCAUGAGUUACAGCCGUGCCGUUGUUCAUCUGGAUGCAUAUCAGGCAGCCCUGAUAUCCCAAGGAAAGCUUCUGGUCGAGACUCAUCACUGGACAGCUGCAAUGGAAUAUAUAUUUUCUGCAUGGGCUGUAACGAAAGAUAUUCCAAAAUGGGAAAAUGAAGCGUACAACAAUUCUGGGCGCAACUGUUUCAAAGCCUUAUCUCGCUUUUGUGCGGCUGCCUUGCAACAUGGGACUUUUUCAUCCCAAGAAUUAGAAGCUUACGAAAAACGGCUUGAGAGUAUGUCAUCAGAUCAUGGAGAUCUUCGAGUAUGCAUACAGCUUGCAAAGGAUAAGUUAACCAAGGCAAAUAAAUAAUUCAUUUUUUUAUCAUUUUCUGUCAGAAAACUAUAUUGUGAUUAUUAGUAUAUGUAUGUAUAAAGUUGAAAACCGGUGACAAUUUACAUUCUACGCAAAAAGAUUUAUAACUUUGAAGGGGGCUAUUUAUCUGACAGGACGAAAUGAGGAUUUCAAAAUAUAAGACGAUUUUUCGAAAGAAAUAAUAUUUUUACGUUAUCAGAAAAAUAGAGAGAAAAAAACUUUCGCAGCUACCGUAUACCCUCUUCUCUACUUUGUCACUUGUCUUUGACUGCCUCAAAAAUCACAUUGUGCCUUUUCUUACGUACAAAUUAACGUAAAGUAUCGACAAUUUUUUCGUGUGAUUUUAUAUGGUUUAAACUAUCAUAGCUUUGUUAAAUUUAAUAUUUUAACUAAAAUACUGUAACUGUAUGACCAGUGAUGCUACUACUUACAAAUUAAUCUUAGGGAAUAAGGUUGUUUUUUUUUAACUAGUAUAACAAUUAAAAUACCUGUAUCAUCGGAUACGAGGAGCCUAACACAAACAUACUGGAUAACGUUAUAAAGCAUAUCCGGCAUCAUGGUGACAACGUUUUUUUCUCGUAAUUGUACACGAAUUAUACGUCUUUUAGAAAUUUGUUGUAGAUUGAAAAAAUAGAGUUGUAUUGAAAGAACAAAAAAAGGAAUAAAUAAAUAUCAAUACGAGGUA